Molecule: messenger RNA, 3674 nt
Organism: Budorcas taxicolor (takin)
Lineage: Eukaryota; Metazoa; Chordata; Mammalia; Artiodactyla; Bovidae
Gene: SENP1
Product: SUMO specific peptidase 1
Exons: 19
Coding region: 1-2070 (689 amino acids)
Biological process (GO): protein desumoylation
Cellular component (GO): nucleus
Molecular function (GO): deSUMOylase activity
Source: RefSeq, a predicted model, not a curated record
AUGAAAAUCCCCUUAACUGCCGCCGUUUGCUUACCUGGCUUAUCGCCUCCUGGACUUUGUAUCUUUGCUGAAGUCAGUGAUGUGAAAACACCUGACAUGGAUGAUAUUGCUGAUAGGAUGAGGAUGGAUGCUGGAGAAGUAACGUUAAUGAACCACAACUCCAUAUUCAAAACCCAUCUCCUGUCACAAACAGGUUUUUCAGAGGACCAGCUUUCACUUUCUGACCAUCAGAUUUUACCUUCCAGGCGAGGAAAUUUGGACCGGUCUUACACUUGUUCUACAAGAAGUGCAGCUUAUAAUCCAAACUAUUAUUCAGGAUUCAGCAAGAUGAGAUCUCCUCCCCUAAAAAGACACAACACUUCCUCAGACAGUUUUAUUGGCUCAGGAGACCUAAGAACCUUUGGCCAGAGUGCAAAUGGCCAGUGGAGAAAUUCCACUCCGGUAUCAGGUUCAACUUUACAAAAAUCAAGAAACAGCCGAAGUCUUUACCUCGAAACCCGAAAGACCUCAAGUGGAUUAUCAAACAAUUUUACAGGAAAGUCAAACCAUCACUGCCACGUGUCUGCAUAUGAAAAAUCUUUUCCCAUUAAGCCUGUUUCAAGUCCAUCUUGGAGUGGUUCAUGUCGUCGAAAUCUUUUGAGCCCCAAGAAAACUCAGAGACGACAUAUUAGCACAGCAGAAGAGACAGUUCAAGAGGAAGAACGAGAGAUUUACAGACAGCUGCUACAGAUGGUCACAGGGAAGCAGUUCUCUAUAGCCAAACCCACCACACAUUUUCCUUUACACCUGUCUCGAUGUCUUAGUUCCAGUAAGAAUACUUUGAAAGACCCACUGUUUAAAAAUGGAAACUCUUGUGCAACUCAGAUCGUUGGCUCUGAUACUUCUUCAUCUGGAUCUGCCAGCAUUUUAACUGCCCAGGAACAAUUGUCCCACAGUGUGUUUUCCUUAUCCUCUUACACCCCAGAUGCUGGUACAUUUGGAUCCAAAGAUUCUGAUCCUGUCCAUCAACCCGAACAUGACCACUCUCUUUCACAUCAGGCAAAUAACUUACCAGCUUCAAAUACAGAAUCUGAAGGAUCAGACUCUGUGAUUUUACUCAAAGUGAAAGACUCCCAGAUUCCAACUCCCAGUCCUACUUUUUUCCAGGCAGAGCUGUGGAUCAAAGAAUUAACUAGUGUUUAUGAUUCUCGAGCACGGGAAAGAUUGCGCCAGAUUGAAGAGCAGAAAGCACUGGCAUUACAGCUUCAAAACCAGAGACUGCAGGAACAGGAACAUUCAGUACAUGAUUCAGUAGAACUGCAUCUUCGUGUGCCUCUUGAAAAGGAGAUCCCGGUCACGAUCGCCCAAGAAACAGGGAAAAAAGGUCAUAAAUUGACUGACAGUGAAGAUGAAUUUCCUGAAAUUACAGAGGAAAUGGAGAAAGAAAUAAAGAAUGUAUUUCGUAAUGGGAACCAGGAUGAAGUUCUGAGUGAAGCAUUCCGCUUGACCAUCACACGCAAAGAUAUUCAAACUCUAAAUCACCUUAACUGGCUCAACGAUGAGAUCAUCAAUUUCUACAUGAAUAUGCUGAUGGAGCGAAGUAAAGAGAAGGGAUUGCCGAGUGUACAUGCAUUUAAUACCUUUUUUUUUACUAAGUUAAAAACGGCUGGUUAUCAAGCAGUGAAACGUUGGACAAAGAAAGUGGAUGUCUUUUCUGUUGACAUUCUUUUGGUGCCUAUUCACCUAGGAGUGCACUGGUGUCUUGCUGUUGUGGACUUUAGAAAGAAGAAUAUUACCUAUUACGACUCUAUGGGUGGGAUAAACAAUGAAGCCUGCAGAAUCCUCUUGCAAUAUCUGAAGCAAGAAAGCAUUGACAAGAAAAGAAAAGAGUUUGAUACCAAUGGCUGGCAGCUCUUCAGCAAGAAAAGCCAGGAAAUUCCACAGCAGAUGAAUGGAAGCGACUGUGGCAUGUUUGCCUGCAAAUAUGCUGACUGCAUUACCAAAGACAGACCAAUCAACUUCACACAGCAACACAUGCCCUACUUCCGGAAGCGGAUGGUCUGGGAAAUCCUCCACCGAAAGCUCUUGUGAAGACCGUCUCAGUUAGCAGACAUGGACUUGCGGGGGACCAGCUCUUUGUUGUCUACAGCCAGAGACCUUGGAGACAGCUGCUCCCACCCCUCUCUUCUUGUAAAGUCCUUGACCCUGGACCAGGCCCUGGAGAGAUGCACUCACAAGCACAUCUGCCUUUCCUUUUGUAUCUCAGAUACUAUUUUUGCAAAGAAACUUCGGUGCUGUGAAAGGGGUGAGGGACAUCCCUAAUCUGAAGAGAGAGACUGCUUUUCACUUCUUCAGUUCUGCCAUCUUGUUUUCAAAGGGCUCCAGCCUCACUCAGUCUCUUAAUUAGGGGCCUGAGAGAAGCUUGGAAGGACUCUUGGUUUCGUAUAAACUCUUGUUGUUAGGCCUUACUAAGAGGUAGGAAUGGAUGUGGGUAAAAACGUAGGGAUGAAAACCACCAGCAUAUACAUGCACACAUACAUACACACAUGAUUUUCAAAAUGUGUCACCAGGAUAGUGACUGUAAACUGGACUUUGGGGCACCUGCAUAAGGCCGUCCUCCAGGACUUGUCCUUUUUACAUGCCCCUUGUGAAGUCCGUCUGCUUCUGUACAAGGCUGUUUUAUCUGUAGCUUCUUCCCCUCCUGAGGCACCACAUGUGCGCCCUGGGUGGACCCCAAAGUCCCAGGCAGUCCUUUCCUUAAAAGCAGUGGUUUGCAUGUGCUCACAGCACGUGAUAUGGGGAAGACCCACCCAGGGAGUGGUUUAGUGGAGUAACAAAGGCGCCACUUUUACUGCUACCUGCUUCUGACCAAGAAGAAGGACCUCAGUCUUUAGCAUAAAAUUCCAGCUUUGGAUGAAUGCAGGUCUAGUUUGGUCUGUGGCUAGCUAGUUUAAAUAUGUUUCUAACCACAGAGAAUUUAAUAUAUAUAUAUAUAUUUCACAGGGAUAUGCUUUUUUUUUUUAAGGCUGAAUGUGUUCACCAUUUUAGCCUGUAGAUUUAUUACCAUUUUCCAAAUUUAGCUCCAGCAUACACAGAUCCCAGCCCCUAUGUGUAGGGUGUUUGUGGACUUCCUAAGAGUAUUUUGAGGCCUGGAUGAAUUUUGGCUUGGGGUAGAGGUUACAGAGGAAGACGAGAUUUUCAACUGGAAAACGGGUGGAAUUUGGACUGAUCAACUUGAGAUUGAAAAACUGCUAUUCUUUUUGUUCCUUGUAGCAUCUCCCCCACCUUUUGAGCGCUCCUCAGGCUAGAUAGUGAAACGAUCCAAUGCCAGUGUCAUUUUGUACCUAAGUUCCAAAAUAGGAACAUUUUAUACUUUUUUCUCUAUUGUAAUAGGUAGUUUUGUAUGAAAUCUUUUCUUCUCUUCCCUUGUACCUCAUCCUUUCCAACAUUGUGCUUUCUCCCUGGGCUUAUUUGAAAAUUUUACUCUGUUUUAUAUCAAGCUUGUUUAGUACAUUUUUCUAUGUGUUACCACAGGUUACAAUUUGAAAAGAAAACUAUUUUUUUUAAAUAUUCCAUUGUUAACUGAAUGUUACUGUUUCCACUCCAGCAACUAGAUGUCCUACCUUUUUCAUACUGCCUGCCUUUGGGGGGAAGACCACCUUUUUUUGUUUUGUUUUUUUUUUUCUUUCUUCCUU